AUGAAAGAAUUCGCGAAGGAAAACGUGACCGCAAGGCCUCGGAGACUAGCCUUGAUUCUUUUUGCUUACUCCCGCGUCUGUCAAUGCCGCAAGUUUGGUUGGCUACGGCAACCAGGACGGUUCUUAAUGCAGCUUGGCCAAAGAAGGAUAGUGAAUCCCGCGUUAACAGUUGUGACGUUAACGUUUAAAUCCGAGCUUCUUGCCAUUUUUCCAAGCUCUCGAUCUCAGUAUUUCAUUAACUAUUUCAUGUCUUCCUUACCUGACAUUCACAGUCCAUCACCGGAGCACUUUUCCUUCUUUCUCACUGAUAAUAUUGGUACUGAUACCGACACCCAUUCAAAUUCCCGAGAGAAAUCAUGUCAGCAGACUGCGAGUGAGAAAACAGUAAAAGUUUUCCAUCCUCCGACAUCUACACGAUGCAGGACCGACCCGACCCCCGGAUGUGCUACUUACCAUUCUCUGGAAUCGAGAUCCCAGAAGCUCCACUUUGCUGCUGCACCUCGAAUCUCCUUCAAGCAAAUUGUUGACACGCAGUUAUUAACCGACUUCUCCACAGACUAUGGAUCCCUAGACUCGUAA
Molecule: messenger RNA, 579 nt
Organism: Guyanagaster necrorhizus
Lineage: Eukaryota; Fungi; Basidiomycota; Agaricomycetes; Agaricales; Physalacriaceae
Exons: 1
Coding region: 1-579 (192 amino acids)
Source: RefSeq, a predicted model, not a curated record